AUGAGCAGGAAGCGGCAGCGCAGCACGUCGGGCCUCCCGCAAGACCUCGCGACGCUGCGACCCAGCGAGCGCCAACGGGAUCCUGCAGCGCAGAGCGACGGGCUGCUGGAGCCCGCACCGCUUGGCCCCGACGGCGAGAGCAAAUGGGCCCAGCCGGUCGAGGACGGUCUCAACGCUCGUGGCAGCAAUAGCAAUGCUCCGCGCGUCACGAGUCCAGGUACUUGGUCGCCCACCGUGACGUCGUCGACGACCGUAAAGCACCAAGAGACCAAGGCAGCGGUGGAGGCGGACGGCAAGGCCGCCGAUGGACAGGAAGAGGUUGAUGAUCUCAAUGCUGCGUUGCCUAGACGCCGCGCCAUCGUCUGGUUCAAGCGCGACCUGAGGAUGCACGACAACUUGGCGCUGGACGCGGCCGUCCGCGCGCAGCAGCUGCUGCAGCGAGCAGGAGGGGGCGACAUGGCGCUGCUGCCCGUGUACAUCCUGCACCGACCCAAGCACCAGCGCUGCGGCGCCGUGCGCUUCCAGUUCUUGCUCGAGGCAGUGGAGGAUUUGGCCAAGUCCAUCAAAAACCUACAGGGGCGACUGUUGGUUUUGCGCGGCGACGCGGACGAAGUACUGCGAGCAGUGAUGACCGCCUGGGGCAUCACGGACCUGUUCUUCGAGGCCGGAGUUAUGCUCUACUCGGUCGCGCGCGACAACCGCGUUCGCGCCGUAGCGGAGACGCUGGACGUGAAGGUGACAUCCAUCCGGGGAGUCACGCUCUAUGACCCGCACGAAAUCAUCCGCCUGAAUGGCGGCCAGCCCCCAACCGACUACGAGCGGCUUCUGGAGAUCACGGACAACAUGCCGCAGCCAGCGCAGCCCAUUCCAGCCCCAGUGAAGCUCUCAAACGCUGCGGCAUUCACGCCUGAUCAGUUGUUCUCGUGGCUGAAGCACUUCUACCGGCAGGAUCCGAGUGCAGCGAACGUGAUCGCUGGAGUUGAGGCGGAGAAGGAGGGCGCCACCCCCGAGCCGUUUGUCGUCCCGCCUCUCACUGCUCUAGGACUGACACCGCCAAGCCCGCACGCCGCGUUCUACGGAGGUGAGAGCGAGGCCAUGAAGAGGUUGGACGCCUUCUGCCAGGAAGAGCGUCGUGUGGGGCUGUUCGAGAAGCCCAAGACCUCCCCGGUUGCGUUCGACCCGCCGUCCACGACCACGCUCAGCGCGUACCUGACCUUCGGCUGCUUGAGCGCGCGCGAGUUCUUCUAUCGCAUCAUGUUCAUCCAGCUCAAGUUUCCGCUUCGACCGGGCCCGACUCAGGUGACGCUCGAAGGCCAGCUCAUGUGGCGCGAGUUCUUCUACUGCUACGCUUGCGGCACGCCGGGCUUCGACUCUCAAAAGCAAAACCCGGGUUGCAAGCAAAUCGACUGGCGGCUGCGCGCUGAAGUGUACGACUCACACCCUGAGCAGCACCACCAGGGCGCCAUCGUCACGAAGGAUGCGGACGAGAAGCUUGCGCUGCACCAGUUGCAAUGCUGGAAGGAAGGACGCACUGGGUUCCCGUGGAUCGACGCGGUCAUGCGGCAGAUCAACCAGGAAGGGUGGGCGCACCACGCUGGACGCCACGCUGUAGCUUGCUUCCUUACGCGUGGUGUGCUCUACAUCUCGUGGCUGCAAGGUGCAGCGUACUUCCAGGAGAAGCUCAUCGACAUGGACUGGCCGAUCAACAUUGGUAAUUGGCUCUGGGUGAGUGCGAGCUGCUUCUUCUCCAACUACCGCCGGGUGGCGUCGCCCACCACGUUCCCACAGCGCUGGGACCAGCAUGGCGAGUUCAUUCGCAAGUACAUCCCAGCGCUCCGCAACAUGCCCGACAAGUUCAUCUUCGAGCCGUGGAAGGCGCCGCUGAGAGUGCAGCGCGACGCUUGCUGUCUUAUGGGCAAAGACUACCCCUUUCCCAUCGUGGACAGCAAGACCGCAAUGUCGAGGUGCGCCGCAGGCAUGAGCCAAGCCUUCUCCGACUCGACCACGUCUUCAGCCACGACCACGCGGCAGACAGAUGACACGGAGGCGGGCAGUACCUCGCCCUGGAACGCCAACGACAUGUGCUACAGCUACCGAGGUCCCGCGCCGAUGUCACCACACCCGUGA
Messenger RNA from Phytophthora sojae, 2127 nucleotides. RefSeq names its product DNA photolyase cryptochrome. Gene Ontology annotation, cellular component: cytoplasm; nucleus. Gene Ontology annotation, biological process: entrainment of circadian clock by photoperiod; circadian regulation of gene expression. Gene Ontology annotation, molecular function: FAD binding; DNA binding. The transcript has a single exon. NCBI's taxonomy places the organism in Eukaryota, Oomycota, Peronosporomycetes, Peronosporales, Peronosporaceae. Bases 1 to 2127 code for a protein of 708 amino acids. The record is from RefSeq and is a predicted model, not a curated record.